AUGAAGAUCUCCUCUGCCACUAUCGUCCUUGUUAUUGGACUCGCUGUUGCCGCCCCUGCCGCUGAACCAGUUGCUGAGCCAGCCACAGCUGCAGCCCUUGAGCACGUACCUGUCCCGCUGGUCCUAUCGUCGAGACUUGCUGGAAUACCUUCAAGAGUCAAGACAAGACUGGUGCUGCAUACACCAAGUGCUGGAAAUGCUGCGGUGCAACCUACACCACCUGCUAAAUGA
Molecule: messenger RNA, 231 nt
Organism: Pseudogymnoascus destructans
Lineage: Eukaryota; Fungi; Ascomycota; Leotiomycetes; Thelebolales; Thelebolaceae
Exons: 2
Coding region: 1-231 (76 amino acids)
Source: RefSeq, a predicted model, not a curated record